Penicillium cataractarum is the source of this 504-nucleotide messenger RNA. Its product is annotated as trafficking protein particle complex subunit 4. Gene Ontology annotation, cellular component: TRAPP complex. Gene Ontology annotation, biological process: endoplasmic reticulum to Golgi vesicle-mediated transport. The transcript is spliced from 2 exons. The record is from RefSeq and is a predicted model, not a curated record. The coding region runs from base 1 to 504 and encodes 167 amino acids. Lineage: Eukaryota; Fungi; Ascomycota; Eurotiomycetes; Eurotiales; Aspergillaceae.
AUGCCUUCCUCCACCAGGACAGUAUUCUCCUUGAUCAUCAUCAACAAGGCCGGUGGUCUAAUCUACCAGCGCGAGUACCAGGCCGGUCUGCGCAGCCUCUCUACCAAUGACUACCUCGUCCUCGCUGGUACCUUUCACGGUGUCCAUGCCAUCACUCGCUCUAUAACCCCCAAGCUCCCUCUCGCCCAGACCUCCCCCGCCAUCACAUCGCCCGGCGGCAAUGCGCCCGUGGGCUUCACCUAUCCCAACCCCGGCGUCCCGGCAUCAGGCCUGGAACAUCUCGAGACUGAAAAGUUCCGGUUGACCUGCUUCCAGACCUUGACGGGAACCAAGUUCCUGCUCUUCACGGACCCUAUGACCGGCAAUGUGGACACGAUCAUGAACAAGAUCUACGAGCUAUACGCCGACUACGUGAUGAAGAACCCCUUCUACCAGCUGGAGAUGCCCGUGCGGUGUGAGGCGUUUGAUCGGCACUUGGGCGCUUGGUUGCGAGGGAGGACAUGA